AUGUCCAGACCCGCCACCGACUCUUUCUCUUCCUCAAAACCACCGCACACAUUUAAAUCUUCCUCGUCAAUUCUCAUCGUCGGCGCCGGCGUUUUUGGCCUGGGCACCGCGCUCGCCCUCGCAAGACGCCAUGCAUUUUCAGGCUGCCCCAUAACCGUCCUCGACCGGUCGGCGGACCCGGCCGUCUUCCCCUCACGCGAUGCGUCCAGCGUCGACAGCUCCCGCAUAAUACGUGCCGACUAUGCCGAUCCCGCCUACGCGGCCCUCGCCGCCGAGGCCCAGGUUGAAUGGCGCAAGGCGGGCGAGGACCAGCUCGGCGGCCAGGGGCGCUACAGCGAGAGCGGCCUGGUCGUUGUCGCCGACGGGGACCCGACGACGCAGCCUGACGGCGCGCCAACCUUACAGCAGCCAACCACCCACAAGACCGGCGCCGACUAUUGUCGAUCGAGCUGGGAAAACGUCGUCGCCAUCUCAGAACGUAAUGGGGCAAUGAAGGACAAGAUCCAACUGCUGCCCACGCAGGACGACAUCCGCAAGGCAAUCGGCACCGGCGGCGUGAGCGGCGUUUGGGGAUACAUCAACCGCGCCUCUGGCUGGGCCGACGCCGACCAGUCGAUGCGAUGGCUAUUCCGCCACGCCAAGGACUCGGGCCGCAUCAGCUUCGUCUCGGGUACCGCGUCCUCCCUCACACGCGAGGGCAGCAAGAUCACGGGCGUGACCCUCGACGACGGCCGCGACAUGUCCGCCGACCUGGUCAUCCUGGCGACGGGGGCGUGGACUGGCGGUCUGGUAGACCUGCGCGGGCGCGCGGUCGCGACGGCGCAGACCCUCGCGUACCUGGACAUCACUGACGAGGAGCAGGCGGCCCUGGCUGCCCAGCCCGUCAUCCUGAACCUCAGCUCCGGCCUCUUCGUCAUCCCUCCCCGCAACAACGUGCUCAAGGUUGCGCGGCACGAGUACGGCUACCUGAACCCGACGACGGCGAAGCCGCUCCGCUCACCUUCCGACGCCGCCCGGUCGGAGGACGAUGCUGCUGCUACGUCUUGCCCCAUCUCCCUGCCGCCAAGGAACGUCGAGGACGCCUUCCAUGAAAUACCCGAGAGGAGCAAGGCGGUGCUGCGCACCGCCCUAAAGGACAUGGUUCCAUUGCCUGCGAUCCACGACAGACCUUUUGCGAAAACCAAGGUCUGCUGGUACAACGACACCUCAACUGGUGAUUUCAUCAUCGACUACCAUCCCGACUGGGACGGUCUCUUUAUCGCCACAGGAGGGAGCGGACACGGAUUCAAGUUCCUCCCUGUCUUGGGAGAGCGAAUCGUUGACUGCGUCGUGGGGGAACGACCAGAGGCGUUCAAGACCAAGUGGGCUUUCCACUCCACCACACCCUCAACCACCACCACUUGGAAUGCUGUCUCGACACAAGAUGGCAGUCGAGCUGGUGAAACAGGCUUGUUGUUCAGCGACGAAAUGACCAAGGCGUCAUGA
Gaeumannomyces tritici R3-111a-1 is the source of this 1485-nucleotide messenger RNA. RefSeq lists its product as hypothetical. Gene Ontology annotation, molecular function: flavin adenine dinucleotide binding; sarcosine oxidase activity; proline dehydrogenase activity. The transcript is spliced from 2 exons. The record is from RefSeq and is a predicted model, not a curated record. The coding region runs from base 1 to 1485 and encodes 494 amino acids. Lineage: Eukaryota; Fungi; Ascomycota; Sordariomycetes; Magnaporthales; Magnaporthaceae.